UUUUUUUUUUUCUCCAGGUCCUCAUUCCUCCCUUCCCUCCCUCGGACCUCCUUCCUGCCUCCGGCCUCUCUCUCUCUGUCAGUCUGGCCGGCUUUCACCAGUCUCAUCCACUCCAUCCUCACCAUCACAUCACUUUCACCACACACACCACACCACACCACACCACACCACCCACACCCCCAGCCGUCGAUCACCAAACGGCGCACUGACCACCUCGUCUCUGGUCUGUUUCCCUGCCCAGCGCAGCGCAACGCAACGCACCGAGAGCCACUAUUCUUUUUUCUGCCGUUGUUUUCAGGCUGCACCCCUUCUGUAGCACUCACCAGCCGCGAUUGCGCGCCCUCGUCCCUUGCACACGCCCCCCUCCGAUAAGGCCAGAUAACCGGCUCUCCGGGGACCUCGCUCUUUCUCAUAAAUACCACGCGCCGCCAUCUCGGCCAAAAACCACUGACGUGCACGCGAUUUCCUCCGCUCAGGUCCCUCCACCUUCCCGCAUCGCCAAAAAAAUACCACGGCGCCGCCUUCCACAACCCGCGACGCGACCCGGCCGGAUUAACCAUUUUGCCUUGCGCUGCACCCACCCUCACCAUCACCAUCGCAUCGCAUCGCAUUCGUCGCCGUCACCACCACUCCCACUACCGAUCAUCAUCUCCAUCUGCAACAUCGGUAUCCAACAUCAAUUGCGCAUCGCCAGUUACGCGCCAGCGCAUCUGCGAUCAUUCUUCCGACCUUUCUCGCGCGCACCCCGACGCCUGCAUCCCUGGUAAUAGCUGUCGCAACUGCUUGCGCGCGCACCCGGUCACGAAUCGCGACGCACCUUCCUUCCCCCCCGGCUUCUUUCCUUCCCGGUCCGACGGUAGCUUCCUUGCGCGAUUGCACCUGCUCCACAGUGCCUUCCGCAUCAACCAUCAUCGACUCGACCGCUACUGCUCCCCCACGCCUGUCCUUGUCUCAAUUCCUCCUUGUGACAAGCCCUGCUCCACAUCUCUUCCACCAUUUAACGCCGACCACGAGAACACCGCGUUGCCCGAGCUUUCAAUCCAUCUAAAGCAACGAUUUACAAACGCGCCAUUGCCAUCAAUCGAAUAUCACCUGCGCGCGCCGCUACUUUCAUGUCGCGUCGCGCACAGUAACUCUGCACCUACCGUAAUUACCAUAUGGCAGUCAUGGCGUCACCUCAAUCAGAACGCGCCGCCUCGGAUCAGAAGCCCGCCGAGUCCACACCGGUCAAGGAGACCAGCAAGUCUGGAACGAACGGCCAAGCCGGAUCUGCCGAGAAGAGCGACGACAAGGCCGAGAAACCCGAGGAGUCACCCGCUGUCAAUGGCGAUAGCAAAGGUGACGAGCCCCAGACGUCGGACGAUGCGGACGUGAGUGUGCCUAAAGACAAGAACACCGAAAUGGAUGCACCUGCCAAGGAAUUGGUUGAGGGAUCAGCCAAAGGAUCACCGAAGGAUGCAGACAAAUCAUCUGAGCAGCCCAAGUCAGUAGAGCCCGAGGUCCAGACAAAGGACCCGAAGGCGCCCAGCAAGUCUGCGAGCCCCGCCCCCGCCGAGUCAUCCAAGGACGUGGACAUGAGCGACGCGCCCGAGGAGAAGUCGGAAAAGAAGUCAGAGGAGAAGAAGGACGACAAGACGGACGACAAGUCAGACGAGAAGUCGACCGAGAAGACGGCUGAGGCAUCCGAACCUGCCAAGAGCGCGACAGAGCCCCAGGAUGUCGAGAUGACCCAGGACGAGGAAAAGGUGAACGGCACAAACAAGGGAGUGUCAUCGCCCCUUACUUCGGCCGCGCCUUCACAAGAGGUAGAUCUGCAACCUGCAAGCUUGUCGCAACUGGCCAUUGACAGUGACAAGGACAAGUCUUCCAAGCCUUCGGAUACCGAUGUGCCCAUGACCGAGGCUCCGGCUCCGGCGAGCAAGAUCUCCCGCGAGAGAGAAGACGACGUUGAUGCCGAGCCUGCGCCUAAGCGCGCCAAGACGGAUUCCAACGACGGAGCUUCGACUGGAGGUGCCGAGUCCACGGUCGAGGUGAAGCCGCAGGGCGCGCAGGACGAUCUGAGCAAGGGCGAAUCGGCCCUCGACGACCUCCCCCUUUGGAACGACCCCGAACGCGACCCGAAACCUCUCACCUCUCACCAGACGCGAGAGUUCCGCAAGGUGCUGGCAGGCGUGAAGAAGACGAAGCAUGGCGCCCACUUCAAGGACGCCGUUGUCAAGAUGUGGCCCAGUCUUGCUGACAGCUAUGUCAUGCGUGUUAACAACCCCAUGGACAUCGGCGAGCUCGAGCGCAACCUUCGCGACAGCAAAUAUAGCACCCUGCGUCAGUUCAAGGAUGACCUCGGCAAGAUUUACAAGAACUCUGUCAUCUUCAACGGCGUCAACAACGAGAUCACAUUUGCUGCCCUCAGUGUUGUCAAGCUCGCCUGGACCCGCGUCUGCGACAUCCCUUCCGCCGAACCCGCCAAGUCGAAGCCAGUACCGAAGCCCUCGCGCCACUCCGAGUCACGAACAUCCGCCCCUCCGCCCCCGGUGCGCAGACAGCCUAGCAUUCCUGCUGCGAGCCCUCCGGCGAAGGCCGAGGCUGAGGCUUAUGCCGUUCCUCCCGGAGGCGUGCCGCAGGUCCGCCGCGCCUCUACGCAGAACGACUUGGACCGGCCCAAGCGCGCCAUUCAACCCACGAAGAACCGCGAUCCCGACUACUCCGCCAAGAACUUCAACAGGAAGAAGCUGCCCAUCGAGCUUCAGUUUGCCUACGAGGUGUUGGGCGAGUUGAUGGAUCCUAAGAAUUCCCAUUGCAACUUCCCGUUCCUCAAUCCGGUGGACCCUGUUGCACUCGCAAUUCCCACCUACUUCACCAUCAUCAAGCGACCCAUGGACUUGGGUACCAUCAUGGGCAAGCUCAAGAACUACGACUACCAGAACAUCAAGGAAUUCCAGACCGACAUUAAGCAAGUCUUCAAGAACUGCUACAAGUUCAAUCAACCAGGCCAGCCGGUCUACGAACAAGGACAGCAGCUGGAGGUCAUCUUCAGAAGUUUGUGGUCAAAGAAGGAGCAAUGGAUCACCAAACAUACUCCGGCUAAGCCUGUCUCUGACGUUUCGAGUCGCGAAAGCGAAGACGAGGCCGAGGAAGAAGAGGAAGAGGCACCUGCUACGACAGUUGACAACGCGACCAACAAGACGAUCCAGAUGCUCGAGAAACGGCUGGAAGAGGAGACUAAGAAUCUUGCACAGCUCUACAAGACAGCCGAUAUCGCUGGCGACACCAUGAUCGACCUCUCGCAAUCCCUCAUCAGCACCAUUCGGUCGCGCAUCCUGCAGGAGAAGCAGAACCUCGUGGCCCAAAAGCCAGCCAAGACAGCCAAGGCCAAGCCGCCGAAGCCGACCAAGCAGAAGGCCAGCAGCGCCCCCAGCAAGAAGGCGGCCGCGGCUCCCGGGCCGAAGAAGGGCGGAGGCAGUGUGUCCAAGAAGCCCAAGCAGCGUAGCAUGACCCAGCCUGAGAAGGACGCCAUCGCGAAUGCCAUUAAUGACCUGGAGAGUCCGCACAUUGAACGCGCGAUUGAUAUUAUCAAGAAGGACACUGGUCAAUCGGAGAACAGCAGCGGAGAGCUCGAGCUCGAGAUCGAUCAACUUACCAACGAGGCGCUCCACAAGCUGUGGGAUCUCUGCAAAAAGGCAUUGCCCACGUUCGCUAACGGCCUCGCGCCUGCACCGGCUCGCGAAGCGUCGCCUGUUAACACUCCUCCCUCCAAGUCGGCGGGCAAAUCCACCAAGCCCAAGAAGAACAAGCCCAUGAACGCCCAGGAGCAAGAAGCCCGCAUCGCCGAGCUGGAGAGGCUUCGCAACAUGUAUGAUGGAAAUCCUCAGGGUGAUCAAGAGCGCCCUGGCAGUUCCGGUCGUGCGAAUGAAGCACCUAUUCAUGACCACGACAGCGAGUCGUCGGACGACUCAGAAGAGGAGUAAUAGUAUGCUGCGCAUCAACUCGCGUUGAGAGGCCGUGACAAAAGCAGAAGGAGGGGUGGAGAUGGAAAGGGCGAGCGAGUGCACCUGUCAGUGACGAGACUCGGCGCUCCAUGAGCCCAAGCAGACGGCCCAAAAAAAGAAGGGGAGAGGAGCAGGCCUAUUAGUCUUGCAGUGCUUUGCGUUCCCCUCGGCUGAUACCUGCUUCUGGGCUCGGCUCUUAUUGGGGGCGUCUUCUCCCCUUGGACUGGAGAUAUGGUGGUCGUGCCUGUUGAUCACGCAAAGUACUUGGUGUGCGAGACAGGCAUAACAAAGGACCGCAGAGCACAAAGUAGUGAAGAUGAGGAGAGAGCGUUGAUUUGCGGGCGUCGUUCCUGACUAGAUGUCCACUUGAGGAGGCAUCUUUUUUUACUAGCCAGCAGCGACUGAGGCACGAGGCUAGCACCAUUUUGAGCUGUAGAAUAUGAUGUAUAACACUCAUCGCCUCAUAAUGCGUGCAUCGCCAUGUGCCUUGGUUCAUGAUGCCGGUCCAUGGCAAAGCCGGAGUUAUGUCCGGGGGGGAGGGGGCCAAGCUGGCGCAGCUGUUGCCUUGGACCAUAUUGUCCUGUUGCACGAUCGCUCGCAACGGCAACUCAUGGGCGUUCCCCUAUCUGACUUGCCGAUAUACGAUACUGAGUCAGCGCCAAUAGCAAGUUUGGACUCUUUGACGUUGCGGUUCCCGGUUUGAUGAAUCAGCGCCGUGGGAAUACGGGGUUUUGUGAGGAGGGGGGUUCUUGUCCUGUCUCGUCUUUCAGGAUGAGGAGCCAUCGGGACUCUCGGAAAGGGCAAACAUCGGACUGGGGGACCGCACGAAUCAUGAGCUAAGGGGUACGCAAGAGACGGGGCCUUCUUUAUUCAGGGUAAUAGGUCUGAGUUAGGCGGCAGCCGCGGCGAGUUUGCAGGUCGAUGGAAGGAAGCCUUUUGGUGGCUUGGAGGAGGUUACCAUCGGACGACAGGGACUGGACGGGAAUGUUGGGCUCUGCGCCUGGUUUGGGGAACUUGAAAAUUUGCGAGGUGUGUGUGAAGAGGUGAGGAGGCCUGGGCUGGCACGACUGGCCGGUCUCUUAUGCUCGCGAGGGGCUUGAGUGAAAGUGCCGUGAUGUUUGUCGUCCUUGAGCGUGGGCUUUCCAGCGGGAUGCUGGAUGCUACUUAAUCAAAAAAUCCCCUUUCCUACACUACCAAUCAAGUGCAAAGGCCAACAACUACCAUGGGAACGUAGGC
This is a messenger RNA of Colletotrichum destructivum, 5222 nucleotides long. RefSeq names its product Putative bromodomain, NET domain, Bromodomain-like superfamily, NET domain superfamily protein. The transcript is spliced from 3 exons. Gene Ontology annotation, cellular component: chromatin; nucleus. Gene Ontology annotation, biological process: regulation of DNA-templated transcription; chromatin remodeling. Lineage: Eukaryota; Fungi; Ascomycota; Sordariomycetes; Glomerellales; Glomerellaceae. The coding region runs from base 1158 to 3965 and encodes 935 amino acids. The record is from RefSeq and is a predicted model, not a curated record.